UUCUCAAACUCAUAUUAUAGACGGAGAUGUUGUCAAUUUUAUUAAAUUAUUAUCGACGGCUAGGCAAGCCGUCGAUUUUAUUAGAAUUUUAUAAAAUUGACAAGCUUAAUAGCGACCAGCCAUCUAUUUUCUCGUCGAUUUUUAAUAUUAUCGACGGCCUAGCUGUCGAUUUGACCGUCGAUUUUAACAAUGUUUCUUGUAGUAUCACUGUGUGCAAGAAGAAGAGAGACUACAGCAAGAUGAGACUGAAAGUGCUCACAUGGCUUCAUCUUCUCAGUAUAAAAGAAAGCGUGAUACUACUGCGGAUGUGCCUUCUCAGCAGAAAAAGGCUAAGAAAUAGGAUCAAGUUUCAGCAUAUUUCUUCUGUAAGAAGGGUUGCUUGUGGAGCCGACCGCCAAGUGAUGUUGAAAGAUACAUCUAUGUGGCAGACGGCAAUAUAAUUGCAGUCGAAGCUAUAGGAACCUUUAGAUUAUGUUCCACAAGUGAAUUUUACUUGGAUUUAUUAAAGACAUUUUAUGUAUCGUCAUUUAGACAGAAUUUGGUUUCUGUUUCUCGUUUGGACAAAUCAGGUUAUUUUUGUUCGUUUGGAAACAAUAAAGUCAGUCUCUUCUAUAAU
Arachis ipaensis is the source of this 616-nucleotide messenger RNA. The record is from RefSeq and is a predicted model, not a curated record. NCBI's taxonomy places the organism in Eukaryota, Viridiplantae, Streptophyta, Magnoliopsida, Fabales, Fabaceae.